Salvia hispanica is the source of this 855-nucleotide messenger RNA. RefSeq lists its product as uncharacterized. The record is from RefSeq and is a predicted model, not a curated record. Gene Ontology annotation, molecular function: phosphatase activity. Lineage: Eukaryota; Viridiplantae; Streptophyta; Magnoliopsida; Lamiales; Lamiaceae.
AACCUACACAAAUUCGACCGUUGCAACCGAACUUUUAAACUUUCAAAAAUGACUACUCUGUUUCUUCUUCCCCCACCAAAAAAAAACUCAAAUCUUCUCCCCCGAAACUCCCUCACCUCUCUCUCUCUAGAAAUAGAAAUGGUGUCGAAGGUGGUGAAAAGAACCCCCACAAAAUCCCUCAGAAACCGGAAAAACCUCCCUUUCACCCAUCGCCGCAGCCGCAGCCGCACAAAGUCACCGAUCAAGAAUACAGCCGCCGCGGCCGUCGCCUCCAUCAACAAAUCCUUCCACACCUGCCACCGCCACCUCAUCAAGAUCUUCACGAAGCUCGCCCGCAUCGCCACCCCCAGAAAAACCCCACGCAAGAAGGGCUACAAAAUCCUCGAAAAAGCCCCAUCAAAUGCAUCCGAUAUCCGGCGAUCUCUCUUCACCGACAAAUACGCUCUCCCUCCGCCCCUAGACCCUAGAAAAAAUACCAUUUUCCUCGACCUCGACGAAACCCUAGUUCACUCCACCGCUACUGUGCCUCCGGAGAGGUACGAUUUCGUCGUCCGCCCCGUAAUCGACGGCGAGAAAUCCGAAUUCUACGUCUUGAAAAGGCCUUUCGUUGAUGAAUUCCUGGGCUAUUUGAGUGAGAAAUUCGAGAUUGUGAUUUUCACAGCUGGAGUUGAGGAGUAUGCGUCUCUGGUUCUCGAUAAGCUCGAUUGGAGGAAGGCCAUCUCGCAUCGAUUGUAUCGUAAUUCGUGUAGAGCUGUGGAUGGGAGAUUCGUGAAGGAUUUAGGGGAAAUUGGGAGGGAGCUGAGCAGGGUGGUGAUUAUCGAUGAUAAUCCCAAUUCGUAUCAAUUGCAGCCGGAA